Anastrepha obliqua is the source of this 2631-nucleotide messenger RNA. Its product is annotated as spondin-1. Gene Ontology annotation, biological process: cell adhesion. The record is from RefSeq and is a predicted model, not a curated record. Gene Ontology annotation, molecular function: serine-type endopeptidase inhibitor activity. NCBI's taxonomy places the organism in Eukaryota, Metazoa, Arthropoda, Insecta, Diptera, Tephritidae. Gene Ontology annotation, cellular component: extracellular matrix. The coding region runs from base 152 to 2569 and encodes 805 amino acids. The transcript is spliced from 7 exons.
UAUCAUUUAUAGCGGAGCUAUCACAACGAGCGGAACAAACAAAAUUCGGCGAGCUAGCGGCUGUGGAGAUUUUCGUAAACAUUUCCGCUUCCAGAUGUUUCUGUGCAUACCACUUUUGCUUUUGGUUGUUUAACGGAAAAUCGCACGCGAAAUGUUGAAAAUUUGGAAAUAUUUGCUUUUGGUGCUACUUGUCAUACACGGAUCUUGGCAAAUCUGCGACCGUAGACCGUUAGGAGCCCCUAAUGAGCUCUCAGCGGUGGAUGAAAAUUUUCAAGUGAUAAUCGAAGGCAAUCCAACAACUUAUAUACCAGGACAGCGUUAUAAUGUUACGCUAUUAUGUGACGAUGCUCUCAAAUUUAUCGGUUUCACGCUGGUUGUGGAAAACGAUCCCACAAGUCUCUCUGAGUCCGACGAGGUCGGCUUUUUCGAGCUCAUCGAUACCACCGACACACGUUUCAGCUCGCGCUGUGAGAACAUGAUCGAGAGCACUAAUAUGAAUGCGAAAAUACGUAUUAGUGUUGGCUGGGUAGCGCCAGCUAUCAAUUGCAGUUGCCUGCUCAUCAGGGCAGCUGUGUUGCAACAUCGGAAUGUUUGGUUCAUUGAUGACGGUUUUCUGACCAAACGCAUUUGCCCGGAAGAAAUUGAUGAUGUAAACAAACAGACGCCACCAGUGGAUCCAUGCUGCGCGUGUGAUGAGGCAAAAUAUGAGCUGAUUGUGGAGCGUAAAUGGGGUUGUAAUACACAUCCGAAAGAUUUUCCCGUGGAAGAAUGGCGCACGCGAUUAAGUGAGAUUAUCGGAGCAUCACACACGAAAGAAUACAAUUUUUGGCAAUAUGGUGAGAGCGCAAGCCGUGGCUUACGAGAAUUGGCGGAGCAUGGCGCCACCAGAGAACUGGAAAUGGAAAUAAAGUACGGCGAUAUACGUACCAUGAUCAAGGCACCUGGCAUCAAGUUUCGCAAGAAUGUUAUUAGCACCACUCUGGCUAAUGUGCGUGUGGAUCCGCAACAUCACGUCAUCUCGUUGGUUUCGAAAAUUGAACCAUCGCCCGAUUGGGUAUUGGGAGUUGCCGGUUUGGAAUUGUGUCUCGCUAAUUGCACUUGGAUUAAUGAGAAAGUAUUGAAUUUAUAUCCCUGGGAUAUUGGCACUGAUGCCGGUCCAUCCUAUAUGUCUCCGGAUCAAGCGCAAGUACCGCCAGAUGUUGUGCGCCGCAUAACAUCCACAUCGCCGAAUGAUGAACGAUCUCCAUUCUAUGAAAAAUCCGGUGCACCGAUGAAGCCAUUGGCUACGCUCUAUGUGAAGCGAAAGAAGUUGUAUGAGCGUGAAUGUGAAUCAGCUGAAAUCGUGCCAUUGGAAUGCUCAACCCAUCCAUGGAAUACUUGGAGUGAGUGUACAACACGUUGCGGACCGGGCACACAAUUUCGAACGCGCGCUUACAAAGACCCUGCGUUGGCAGCAGCAGCGAGCUCUAAGUGCCAGGUAGUCCUUCGGCAAACACGAAAAUGUGUGGGCGAACAGUGUGGAGCGCCGCAGGAAGAACUUGAAGCAGGCAAGGCAGGUACAUGUGAACUGACGCCUUGGAGUGCAUGGACACCAUGCUCGAGGCGGUGUGGCCGUGGCGUUUCAAUACGCAAGCGGGACUAUACGAAUCCCUAUGAACGUGAAAAAUGUUUGAACGAGAAACCUGUAAAGUUAGAGCAACGGAAGAGUUGUGAAGGCAUUGAUUGUGAUGGCGGCAGACAAACGCAGAAUCGCUAUGAAGAAGAAACUGAGCGAGAUAACGAGAACUUAGAUGAACAAGAAUUUGAAACGAAUGAAGGCAACGAUGAUCCCAAUGAAGCAGAGGAAGCUGCAGAAGAAAAUGAUGGCAAUCAGCUGCCCAAACCCGAGCAAUUUGGUCAGCGCCGACCAGAUUUUUCCCCCAGUUUGCCAGAUUCGCGUUAUUUUGGGCGACAACCAGACAUGUCGAUUAAUCAGAACUUCGAUCAACCAGCCGUUGAAGAGGAGGAGAACGAGCAAAGAGAUCCAAUAGACGAUAUUCCGGAUGAACAGAACCGCUAUCGGGGCGGCAUGACACGCUAUAAUCAGCGCAACGAUGAUUUUGAAUACAGCAACGUUGAUGAAGACAACAACUAUGGCAUUCGUGCGGAAUAUGAUGAGAAUGGACAUAAAGCUAUAUACGCAGAAAGCAGUGAUCCGAGCAAUUACAAUGUAGUGCAGCAAUAUUGCUUUCAGAUGCCGCAUAUGUGGCGAUCUCCUUGCUAUCGAAAGAUAUUAGGUGUGCGGAACUACUGGUUCUACGAUGCCAGUGAUCGUCAAUGCAAAUUGUUUACCACCGAUGACUGUGAUGACAAUAAAAAUAAAUUUAGGUCAUUGGAGGCCUGCGAAGGUACUUGUCUUUUGCCACAUAAUAACCAAGAAAGUAUGCAGGAUGUGGAGGAGGACAAUGAGUGGACGCGACAGUUCGGGGAGCCAGAGUCGUUGGUUAAAAAGCCAAGAAGAAAGGAACGACGUAGAAAUCGUAAACGGAAACAAAACGAAGGAGUUGUGGGAAAUAUUAGGUACUAUUGACAAGUGAGAUGAAUUGUAAAAGUCAAAAGAAAUUUGAAAUUGAAAGAAACUAAAUAAAUGAA